Carica papaya (papaya) is the source of this 1148-nucleotide messenger RNA. RefSeq names its product cysteine synthase-like. Gene Ontology annotation, molecular function: cysteine synthase activity. The record is from RefSeq and is a predicted model, not a curated record. Lineage: Eukaryota; Viridiplantae; Streptophyta; Magnoliopsida; Brassicales; Caricaceae.
AUCUGUUCUGUUUGCAGAAAUUUGAGGCUAAUCUUUCUCGCUGAAAGCUCACAAUCUUAUAUUCAUCCUGCUGAAAGUCCUCAUUGCUCGGGAAAUCCUCUAUCAAGAGUUCUUCUAGAAAGAUAGCAUGGAGGACACUUGCCGAAUUAAAAAAGAUGUUACAGAAUUGAUAGGAAAUACCCCAAUGGUAUAUCUCAACAGAGUCGUAGAUGGUUGCUUAGCACGAAUUGCUGCCAAGCUAGAGUCUUUUGAGCCAGGCAACAGUGUGAAAGACAGAAUUGGAUAUAGUAUGAUCAAAGAUGCAGAAGAAAGGGGCUUGAUCACUCCAGGCAAGACUGUCAUCAUUGAGCCUACAAGUGGAAACACUGGAAUUUCGGUGGGACUCAUUGCAGCAGCGAAGGGAUACAAGUCUAUCAUCACGAUGCCAGCAUGUGCCAGUCUUGAAAGGAAAAUUGUACUCCGAGCCUUCGGAGUUGAGGUUUAUCUCACAGAUCCAGAUAAGGGCUUUGAGGAGGUUCUUAGGAAGGCGGAGGAGUUACUAAGUAAUAUCCCUGACAGCUUUAUGCUCAGGCAAUAUGACAAUCCUGCCAAUCCACAGAUUCAUUAUGACACAACUGGUCCAGAAAUAUGGAGAGACACUGGAGGAAAAGUUGAUGCUGUGGUUGCAGGCAUAGGAACUGCUGGGACAAUAGCUGGUGUUGGGAAAUUUCUCAAGGAGAAAAAUCCGAAUAUUAAGGUGAUUGGCGUGGAACCGGUUGAAAGUGCAAUCCUAAGUGGAGGAAAACCAGGUCCACAUUUGAUUCAAGGCAUAGGCCCAGGCUAUGUUCCAUUUUUUGAAGAUAUUGAUAAGAUUGAUGAAAUUAUUCAGGUAACAGGUCCGGAAGCUGUUGAAACUUCGAGAAAGAUUGCUUUGAAAGAGGGUUUAUUGGUAGGAAUUUCCUCCGGGGCAUCAGCAGCAGCAGCAAUGAAGUAUGCAAAGAGGCCAGAAAAUGCUGGGAAACUCAUAGCUGUAAUCUUUCCAAGUGCUGGAGAGCGUUAUCUGUCAACUGCACUGUUUGCAUCAGAGAGGCAAGAAGCAGAGAAGAUGACUUUUGAUUGAAAUGUUAACUACUCAAGAAAGUAGAAAUAUGUAUAAUCAUUUCUGUUGA